Molecule: messenger RNA, 553 nt
Organism: Moneuplotes crassus
Lineage: Eukaryota; Ciliophora; Spirotrichea; Euplotida; Euplotidae
Source: the annotation of a GenBank genome assembly
GCUAUAGGAAAAAUGGACACCAUCAGAGAGACUCAUAAAGAAGACCAAGAUAAGAAUAGUAUAAGAUCUGCUCCCAGCGAAGAUCUCCAACAGCGAAGCCAGAGCAAACGAAUGGUGUGGAAAAACAAAAGAUUAAUAACAUGGAGCCAGAAGAAAUCAAAUAUCAGUAAUCAAAAUAUGUCAGCAGCUAUGAGCCUGGAAGACUCGGUGAAGAGAAGUGAGAGUGAAGACAAGCCGAUAAAAAGGAGCAAGAAGAGGUCAAAAAAAUCGAGCCAAAGCAAAUCAUCAGCUAUGAAUAAAGAUGAGAUAACAAAAAGAACCCAGAACAAGUCAAUGACAAAUAAUUUCAACAGCCCAAUGACGAGAAAUCGAGAUAGCCCAAUCACAAGAAGUAAGAACAAGCCAAUCAACAGAGACUAUGAUGAAAUAGUAAGCAUAUGAAUUAUACCUAGAUCUCUAUCGCCAACAAGGAAAUAAAAAAGCACGAACAAAAUACUGAUAAAGAGUUUAGGAAAAAAUAUGCGUAUUUGUUUGAAUAAGAAGACUAUGGGUU